Messenger RNA from Haliotis rufescens (red abalone), 1171 nucleotides. RefSeq names its product glycerol-3-phosphate phosphatase-like. NCBI's taxonomy places the organism in Eukaryota, Metazoa, Mollusca, Gastropoda, Lepetellida, Haliotidae. The coding region runs from base 38 to 946 and encodes 302 amino acids. Gene Ontology annotation, cellular component: cytoplasm. Gene Ontology annotation, molecular function: phosphatase activity. The transcript has 8 exons. The record is from RefSeq and is a predicted model, not a curated record.
ACUGGAUAGCGAACUCUUCCUCACACGGUGCUGUACCAUGGCGUGUAGGAAGCUGGACAGUAAUUCUCUAUCAGACCUGCUACAGGACAUUGAUUAUUUUCUCCUUGAUAUCGAUGGAGUACUAUGGAACACCGAUGGGGACAUAGAAGGAAGCCCGCAGGCCGUGAAGUUGCUGCAGACACUGAAAGGUGUGAUCUACAUGUCCAACUGCAGCUGUUACACCAGAGAGGAAUUCGUCAGUCUGUUCGCAGAACGCGGCUACCAUGCCAGAUCAGAAGAAAUCUACUGCACAGCAUAUACAGUAGCAAGCUAUUUGAAGGAAAAACGAUUCCAAGACAAAGUAUAUGUUAUGGGAACACCAUCCAUUGGAAAAGAACUUGACAAGUUUGGCAUUAAACAUAUUGGUAUCGGAGUUCAGGACGACGUUGUCGGUGCUACAUGUAGUCAAAGUGGCGUGCCUCAUGUCCCGAUGGACCCCGAGGUCAACUGCGUCAUCGUGGGCUACGACAACUACUUCAAUAUCUCCAAGCUACAGCUGGCAGUGAACUACAUAGCUCGAGGGGCCAUAGCAAUUGCAACUAACGAAGACGUACAUUAUCCAACCCGAAAUGAUUUAAUUACAGUAGAUGCUGGUGUUUUGGUGGCAGCCUUGAAGGAAGCAGCUGGGAAGACUCCAAUAAACGUUGGCAAACCCAACAAAGUCAUUUUGGAACAAAUUAGGAAAGACAUAAACCAACUUGAUCCAAGCAGAUGCUGCGUUGUCGGAGACAGCCUUUCAACAGACAUAGCCCUCGCCACGACAUGCGGCAUGAGAUCCAUCCUUGUCCUCACUGGACAUGCCACUCAGAAGGACGUUGACGGCAUCAACUGCGGCGAAGGCGACGGUGUUGUGCCCGACUACUACACUGACAAACUCGGUGACAUCGUUACCUUUCUGCAUCAAUAGGAGGAGUCGUCAUGGUGACGCCUUUAGCACCUAGCUAUAAUGUACAACCAUCUAAAUUAUAUUACGUAUAAUAAAAGACGUCAGAUUAUCCAUCUUGUGUGGAAACAAUGAGUGGCCUGGUGGUGUAGCGUUCACUUUUCACGCCGAGUUUAAAUCCUACCUUUGGUUAAGGGACUGACCAUUUCAAAUUCUUGGAUUUUAUCGAAAAAUAUGGAUUGUCCCAGA